AUGACGGGACAAUCCCAGGCGGCGGGCGCUGAAGCAGGGGCGCUCCUGCUUGGCGUCGACCUCCAGUCCUUAGAUGUCGACUCCUUGCUGGGACCACUUGCUUCAAGGGGAUCGCGAAGCUUGGGCUUCCGGCAAAGGCCACCCCGAGUUGGCGUUGAAGGCUUGAGGGCAGAUGAGGUUAUUUCCUCGCAGAAGAAGGCUUUGGAGCAGCCUGCUCCAGCCCAAACCGUCAAGGCGAAGGCUGCCAACUGCCUAGCUCAUGGGCCUGCCCUGGUGGGCGGCAAGUGUGGCGAACGGAUGUUCUUUAUUGUGACAACCGUGUCCCCAGAUGGCCAAGUGAUGAAGGAGGGCGGCGCGUCCGUUACCUGCAUCGUGACCGCCCGAAGCCUGAUGUCGAAAACCCAUCCUGAGCCCCGUCCCUUCGUGGAAGACCGUCAGGACGGCACGUACCACGUACAGUUCGUUUGUGCAACGCCGGGUGUCUACGAGAUCUCCGCAUGCGUGGACGGCGCACAGGUUGCUGGAACCAUGGAUACGCACGGAAGUGCAGGUCCUGUUGCAGUGACGGUCACGCCGAGCGCUUGGUCGGUUCGGGGCGACGGCUCGCAGCGUUGCACGCUGGGCGGAUCCGCAGAGUUCACCAUUCAGGCUAUGGACGAGUUUGGCAAUCUCUGCGGUGAAGGAGGAGCUCGUUUUGGUGUUCGUGCUAGCGCCCACGUGCGGUUGCACGAAGUCUCCGACAACGAGGACGGAACCUACACCGUGACCUACUCCAUUCCCGACUGGGCUCAAGGGCCUAUAAAGUUGGAGGUGCUGCUGGAUGGCCAUCCUAUCAGAGGCUCCCCCUUGAUGCCGCGUAUCAUAGGCUUUGUCCCGGAGAAGGCGGACCCAGCCGUCAAAGGCAAGGCAUCACAGGGCAGAGUCCAGAAGGGAGCCGGCGGCACGUUUGCAGACCAGCUGCCGUCUUUGAGGUGGCUCCGGGAAAAUCAGCCUCUUCCUGUUCCAGACAUCCCACCCCCAGACGUGACGGCUAUGGCAGCCACCGGAGGCCUCAACGGCUUCGGCAAAGUUGGAGAUCGCAGCCUCGAGGGCGCGUCCGAGGCCUCCGUCUCGAGGCUAGCUUGGUCAGCUGCAGACGAAUGGCGAAGACUUGCGGAAGUGCGAAGUGAGCUGGAGAGGAGCCGGGAUCAGCUGGUGGAGCACCAGGCUGUCCUGUUGCAUGUGGGUGAUGCCAUCCACACAGAGGUGGAUCGCUUGCAGGAGUGGGAAAGAAACAUCAAAAGCCGAGAAGAUGAGCUAGGCGACGUCGAGAAGCAGCUCGAGGGCAUGCGAUCAGAGAUUCAGAAGCAGUAUCUAACGCAGAAACGGCUUCUGGAGACCAUGUCUGCGAAGGACCAGCCCUGUCACAAGUAA
Symbiodinium pilosum is the source of this 1413-nucleotide messenger RNA. The record is from the annotation of a GenBank genome assembly. NCBI's taxonomy places the organism in Eukaryota, Dinophyceae, Suessiales, Symbiodiniaceae.